CGACGACUUAUUUUGCCUGCGAAAAGCAAAAGACAGCCCAGUCCUAACUCCUAGCAGCAGCAGCGAAGCAGCUCGUAUAGAAAAGAGGGUCGUACGCGAGAAAAAAAACGAGAGUAAAGAACUACCCACACCUACUGCCGUUGCGGCUCGUUUGCUCGCUGAAUUUUUCAUCCGGUACGAGUGUAGCCGUCGUGCCCGGAAAACUCGGGCGUUUCGUAUACACACGUCGGGAAAUUCAUAUACACACUACACAAGUCGUCGUUUUGGCAGUAGAGCUCCAGCCCUUGCGCGAAAAGUAUAAAGCUUCUGAACGAAAAUGUCAGCUGUCAUAGACGAGAGGGUGACAGAUGAAAUUGAGGCUUUGAGGGCUAUUUUACUCGACGAUGAGCUCCAUAUUGCAGAGAACGAUAGGGGUGAACCAGAGUCAAUAGAAACAUUAGUCUUUCCAUCAACAGGAGAAGAUUCACAGUCCCAAUAUGUAUGUGUGAGAUUAAUUGUCGAGCUACUACCCGGUUAUCCUGAUACAAUACCUAUCGUAAAUUUAAGAAACCCUCGUGGUUUGGAUGAAGAGACUGUGAAACAGAUUCAGUCUGACGCUGAUGCUAAAUGCAAGGAUAUUGUGGGUCAGCCAAUGAUGUUUGAACUGAUUGAGCUUGUCAGAGAACAUUUGACAAGAAGCAAUCUUCCAACUGGUCAAUGUGCAGUCUGUUUGUACGGAUUUCGUGAGGGAGAUGAAUUUACAAAAACAGAAUGCUAUCAUCACUUUCAUUCUCAUUGCUUAGCAGCUCACGUUGCAGCAGCUGAACGAUAUUAUAGAGAGGAACAAGAAAAAUUGCCAUUAUGGCAGCAAGAUACAACUAAUAAAUUCCAAGCUCUCUGUCCCGUCUGCCGCGAGUCCAUCAAUUGCGAUGUGAGAAGCUUAACUGGAGCACCUCCUCCAAUCGACGUGGAAGCCGCUACGGACUUUGCCGUGACCCAAGAACUCCUGGACAUGCAGCGCCAAAUGGCUGAGCUGUUUCUGCGCCAACAACGUCGUGGUGGUAUCAUUGAUCUUGAGGCAGAAGGCGUCAAACUAUUGUUGACAACUGAGGACAACUCCAAUGGCUCUGCUGAAGAACCCAGUCCUCCAGGAACUAGUCUUAAUGCAAUCGCUUCUCAGCCGGCUCAAGUGCAGCAAUCGAAGCAACAAAAUCAACAGCAGCAACAGCACAACCAAUCCCAGAACCACAAGGAUGGACAAGCGCGACAAUCUCAUCAACAAAACCAUCAUCAUCAUCACCACGGCCACCAUCGCAAUAGGGGACGCGGCAAGGCCCAUUACCGUCGGCACUUCGACCGCGUGCGCCAGAGCGACCCAGCUCCCAGAUGACAAUGGGCUGCCGGCCAAUAUCAAUACCAACAACUGACCGAGCAGGAACAACAACACCAGCAACAACAGCUAAAACAGCAGCAGCAGAAGAUUGAGAGUAAAGUACUCGAGGGCGCAAUGACGAUGAUGAUAUUAGCUGAAAUAAUGAUAAUGGCGUACGGUAGUAGUCUAUAUCAACUCCUCCUCCUAGCAUGUAUUAACAAUAAUAAUAAUCGUCUUCUACCAGUAAGCGCGGUAAUGAACUUAUAGGUAUUGUUGUUCAGCAACAUUCCCAUUGCUACGGUGUAUAAGAUGGGACGUGUUGGUUACUAUUAUUAUUAUUAUUAUUAUUAUUAUUAUUAUUAUUAUUAUUGCUAUUAUUAUUACCACGUUGAUCACGACGAGGACGCGAACGACUGUCAACGUAGACUGAAUAACGAGCCAUGGUGCUUCUUUUUAAUGCCGUCGGCCGGCGCCGUGACCAGCUGACCGUGUUUUUUCCCACGCGCGCGGUAUAUUUCACGAUAUUGUACACGUACAUACCCAUGUAUACCAUUAUUAUGAUAUACGUGUAUUUGUAAAACUCAAUAGGCAAUUGUGUAAGGAUAAUGAGGUGGGUUUAAAGAAAUUUACUAGGACAAACAAGUGAUGAUGCAUAAUCAAAAAAUAAAUAAAUAAAUAAAAAAAUUUGCAACGUGUUUCGAAAAAUUGUUAUCGGUAUAAAGGUAAAACCAGGCUGUUACGAUAUUAUUGUUGACGAGAAAAAAAACUAAUAAUACGGAACGCGUAUCGAAGAAUAUAAUAAUUAUUUUUUACCUUUUAAUAAAUUUACUGCAGGCGAGCCUCGAUUUUUAAGAGGAUGUGAAGGAGACGCUGUGAUUUUAUACUGAUCAUGGUUUCGUUAUUUCCUAAAACAGAUUUUUUUUUUCAAAUCUACGUUCGGAAUUUGUGGCGUUAUUAAUUACAUAUGUUUAGAUUUUGUAAUAAAUGAGUUAUCAAAACUGAUAUUAUUAUACUUCUAAUCUAAAUCUUUAUUACAUAAAAAUCUGUUGGAUAAGCAUCUUCCAACGAUGAUCAGUAUAAUAUCAAUUGAAUUUUUAUACAACUUUCAUAUCCUUUUAAUAGCCGUAAUGGCUUUGUGUCGAUAAACUGACUUAUCGACUAAAUUUAAUGUCAAUGUGUAUUACUACAAUAAUACGUCUCGUACACGCGCCGCGAUUAUGUUAUAUAUCUUUCAGAAUCAAACGUACAAAGAAGCAUAUAUUGAUCAAUACUUACAAAAAAAAACUUCAUUUUCAAAAUAUAGUCAGCGUGAUUAUCAUAAUUUUUAAUUUGUUUAAACUAUGCUUGACUGUGAUAUUUUCGUGUAGGAGGAUUUUUUUUUAUAUUUUAAGUUAUAUAUUUUUUUAAUCAUUUUUCUCAGAGCAUAUAACGUGUUUUAUUUAGUUUUAUAUCUUAAUUUAGUAUAAUUUACUUCACUUAAAUGAUCAAAUAUCAUAAGCUCCUGAUUUAUUUAUUUUAGUUGUCUACAAUGAUAUCAUUAAAUGAUUAAUUCUGAAAUUGCAUUGAUUAUUACUGUUACAAAUCACUUUGAGCAACUUUGAUAAACUAUUAGUGUUUGAGUGGAUUAAAUCUUUUAAUUUAAAUACUAAUUAAAGUUUACUUUGUCAAAAAGUUUAUGCAAUUCGUUAUCAUGCAAUUAUCCAAUACUGCUUUGAAAAAUAACUUUUGACCAAUUUUCAUUAUAAACAAUAUUACAGUUGAGUUCAAUUCUUGUUCCUUAAUACUUAUUGUGAUGUAUGAGCUUAUGUAUUGAAAACAAAAAUAAGUGGAUAGAAAAGAAAGUAAUUAUUCACAUAGUUAAAGUACUGUACAAACAUUGAGUGUGGGACACUCCCAUAUUAUAUACCGUGCCAUAAAUGUUGCCAAAACUAGAAAAAAUUUUGAUUUUAUCGAUAUCAUCAAUACCUGCUCCGUGCUUGUGAAUGUUGCUUGAUUAAUUAAAUUAAAUAUUCCAUAUCUUACAUAUUUGAAUAUUUCCUCACGAAAGGAGUAACAUAAACUUCGACUUAGAUAAAGCAGAAAUUAGUAGAUUUAUGGAAACGAAUAGUUUAUGUAGCAUGUAUCUUAAGAGGAGGAAGAAUUAAAAUCUAAAGUCAUGUGUUUCUUUUUUAAGUUAACGUUCUUGGUCGUUAAAUUAUUCUGCUGAUUUUCAUAUAUAUAUAUAUAUAUAUAUAUGUGUGUGUGUAUAUAUAUAUAUACACACACACAUUAUGCGUCUUUUAAUUUACUUACGAAAAUUUCGAAAUUAUCCAUCAGAAAAGAAAGAGAGGUUUUAAGAAUGAUUUAUAAUGCUCUCGUACUUUUCUUAUGAAAGAAGAAUUUAUUACUGUAUUUUUCAUCGAAAUUUAAUACUGCGUUUGUAUUGCACAAAGGAAACAAAGAAAAGUAAACGCAAGAGUAAUUUUUGGUUAACUUUACACUUUUGUAAAUGUACCUGCCGCCAUAGGCAAAGCCAUAUAGGUUGUAUACAAAUGUCUAUUAUGACAAUACCAUUGCUGUUUGUUUAAACUCUGUGUAACCGGGUUUUGAAACUAAUAAAAGUAUAAUUAUCGCACACUAA
This is a messenger RNA of Nasonia vitripennis (jewel wasp), 3971 nucleotides long. Its product is annotated as E3 ubiquitin-protein ligase RNF25. Gene Ontology annotation, biological process: protein ubiquitination. Gene Ontology annotation, cellular component: nucleus. Bases 317 to 1369 code for a protein of 350 amino acids. The transcript has 6 exons. Gene Ontology annotation, molecular function: protein binding; ubiquitin protein ligase activity. The record is from RefSeq and is a predicted model, not a curated record. NCBI's taxonomy places the organism in Eukaryota, Metazoa, Arthropoda, Insecta, Hymenoptera, Pteromalidae.